AUGGAGUUCGAGGUGAGAGAAGUAGGGGGAAUAGAGAGUUGUUAUGUAUCUCUCCCACUCUCACUCAUCCAAGCCCUACAGUCCAGUUAUCUUCCUCCAAUUCUCGCAGUUGAACUUCGCUCCGGUGCUAACCUCUGGCAUGUGGCGUGGUCUGGUUCCCUUUCCUCUUCAUCUCCUUCCUCAAUUGAGAUUGCUAAGCAGUAUGCGGAGUGUAUUGGAUUGAGCGACCGUACGGUGGUUAAAGUACGAAUUGUUAGUAAUUUACUGAAAGCUACGCUUGUGACGGUUGAGCCUCUCACGGAGGAUGAUUGGGAGAUUCUCGAGCUCAAUUCCGAGCUUGCUGAAGAAGCUAUUCUGAAGCAGGUAUUCGCUGAAUAG
Fraxinus pennsylvanica is the source of this 378-nucleotide messenger RNA. The record is from the annotation of a GenBank genome assembly. NCBI's taxonomy places the organism in Eukaryota, Viridiplantae, Streptophyta, Magnoliopsida, Lamiales, Oleaceae.